AUGACCGCACUACGAAGACCCAGCUCCAAAUCCGAGACUGCUGCGCACCGUCGCAAGAGUAGCGUCCAUGCCGAUGACGCUGCUUUGGCAGGGAUGGGGAUCAAGCAGGAGCUCAAUCGGAAUUUCUCGUUCUUGUCGAUGCUUGGUCUCGCUUUUGCAAUUCUAAACACAUGGACCGCUGCCGGUGCGAGCAUGUCACUAGCUUUGCCAAGCGGCGGCCCUUCAAGUGUUAGCUGGGGAUUGAUUGUUGCAGGCAUCUGUAACAUGUGCCUCGCUGCAUCCUUGGCUGAGUUUCUUUCGGCGUUUCCCACCGCGGGUGGUCAGUAUCACUGGGUUGCUGUGAUCAGCUGGAAACGCUGGGUACCAUUGCUGUCAUGGAUCACCGGCUGGAUCAAUACGGCUGGUUGGGUCGCUCUAGCCGCCACUGCAGGCCUCCUGGGAAGCACGCUGAUCAUAGGGAUCAUUUCCCUUGCCGAUCCCUCCUACGAGUCCCAACGUUGGCAUCAAUUCCUCAUUUACAUUGCGUUCAAUCUCAUUGCAUUUCUAGUCAAUGCCUACCUCACUCGCCUCCUCCCCUUAGUUACGCAAUCAGCACUCUACUGGUCGAUCGCUGGCUGGCUUGUUAUCUCAAUUACCAUUCUGGCGUGCGCCUCUCCGGACUAUCAGACUGGACAUUUCGUCUAUGGACAGUUCGUCAACGAGACUGGUUGGCCAGACGGCCUGGCCUGGCUUCUGGGUCUACUGCAAGGCAGCUUCUCGUUGACCGCGUUUGAUGCUGUUGCGCAUUGUGUAGAGGAGCUAGGAGAUGCAACGAUCGAAGGGCCACGCAUCAUGCUUGCAUGUGUCCUGAUAGGAGUUGUCACGGGCUUUAUUUAUCUGUCUGUCCUUCUUUUCUGUGCCAAGGACAUCGACACGGUCAUAAGCUCAGCCGCAGGUCCCAUGUUGGAAAUCUUCUACCAAGCUACUGGGAGUAAAGCCGGCGCUAUCUGCUUGCUCAUGUUUCCCCUGAUCUGCUUGAUGUUUGCUGGUAUCAGUAUUAUGACUACAAGCAGUCGUAUGGUAUACGCCUUUGCACGGGACGGUGGCCUGCCAGCAUCCAAAUAUUUGGCUAGAGUGCACAGGAAGCUCGUGGUACCCUUGAACGCCCUAAUAUUUACAGCAAUACUUGUGAUCAUCUUUGGGUGCAUCUUCCUUGGUUCCACAAGCGCUUAUAACGCUAUCGUCUCCGCAUCAGUUGUGGCUCUGGGAGUUACUUAUGCUAUUCCACCGGCCAUUAACUGCCUAAGAGGUCGAAAGAUGCUCCCAGAAAGUCGACCUUUCAUUUUACCAAGUGCGCUUGGCUGGGUGUGCAAUUUGGUCGGUAUUGCAUACACAAUCUUGACUACGAUCCUUUUCAUGUUUCCGCCUGUGAAGGAGGUGACCGGGAGCAACAUGAAUUAUUGCGUAGCGGCGUUUGCCAUCGUUUUCAUCGUGUCCGUCAUUCAAUGGUUUGUUGAUGGCCGCAAGAACUAUACUGGCCCACGUCUGGAUGUUAAUGCUCUUAAAAGAGGAUCAAUCAUUGGAAUGGCACCUGUUGAUAGCAAUAGCGUGCCACAAGCAGAGAACGGCAUCGAUGAUAUCAGGGAAAAGAGAGCCGAUCGAGAAACUUAG
This is a messenger RNA of Exophiala aquamarina CBS 119918, 1650 nucleotides long. RefSeq lists its product as uncharacterized. Gene Ontology annotation, molecular function: transmembrane transporter activity. Bases 1 to 1650 code for a protein of 549 amino acids. Gene Ontology annotation, biological process: transmembrane transport. NCBI's taxonomy places the organism in Eukaryota, Fungi, Ascomycota, Eurotiomycetes, Chaetothyriales, Herpotrichiellaceae. Gene Ontology annotation, cellular component: membrane. The record is from RefSeq and is a predicted model, not a curated record. The transcript has 6 exons.